Messenger RNA from Acanthamoeba castellanii str. Neff, 1176 nucleotides. RefSeq names its product CRAL/TRIO domain containing protein. Gene Ontology annotation, molecular function: phosphatidylinositol transfer activity. NCBI's taxonomy places the organism in Eukaryota, Discosea, Longamoebia, Acanthamoebidae. The record is from RefSeq and is a predicted model, not a curated record. The annotation marks the transcript as partial. The transcript is spliced from 10 exons.
UCGAAUGCGCACCAGGGACGCGAGGGCUACGUUCACUUGGGCGAACGUGCCGAGGGCAAGGCGGCCUUCGACUUCAAGAAGCUCUACCUGCGAAUCAACACCGAGACCGGCUCGCUUGACUUCCUUAAAGCGCCCAAGAACAAGGACGUGGCCAAGCGCAUCGAGCUGCCCUCAGUGGAAGAGGUGGCCGCGAUGGACCGCGACCCCAAGAAGCUCAAGGCCACCCAGUGGCCCUUCAAGGUCGUCGUUGACAAGAAGCCCCUCAUCGUCAUGGCCGAGUCCGAGAAGGAGCUCAACGAGUGGCUGGAGAGCAUCAACGCGAGCAAGAAGCAGGCGACCGAGUUCCUGGACACCAUCCUCCCGCGCACCGCCGCCACGCUCAGCAACACACAGAAGGUCCAGCUCGUGAACUUCCGUGAGAAGCUCUUCUCGACCGGUCUCACCGACGAGGAGAAGGAGUGGUGCAAUGACGCUUGCCUGGCGCGUUACCUGAGGGCGAGGGUGGACAAGUUCGGAUGGAACCUCGAGAAGAGCUUGGCCAUGAUCCAGGACACCCUGAAGUGGAGAAGGGAGUUCAAGCCCGAGACCAUCAAGGAGGAGGACGUCAAGGAUCUGAUCGAAAUGGGCAUGCUCUACAACAACGGCAAGGACAAGCAGGGCAGACCCAUCGUCAUGGUCAAGUUCAACCAACCGAUGACGGACUUCGUUCUGUACACGCGCUACGUCGUGUUCGUGAUGGAGAAGGCCAUCGCCUCCAUGAACCCUGAAGAGACUGAGCAGAUGCUGUGGAUCCUCGAUCUCAAGGGCUCCAACAGGAAGUGCUUCCCUCCUAAGGCAGUGUGCAAGGAGGCCCUCAACAUCUUCUACACACAUUACCCCGAGAGGCUGCACAAGCUGUUCAUCGUGGAUGCCCCCAAGGUGUUCUCCGUGUUCUGGGCCAUGCUCGGCGCCUUCCUCGAAUCCGACACGAAAGCCAAGAUCAACUUCCUCUCCGGUGCGAUUGGCGCUGGCCAGAAGAAGACCGACGCACUUCUGGAGCUCGUCGAUGUCAACGUGCUCGAGUCAGACUACGGCGGCAACAACCCCUCCAAGGACAGGGGUGUGAUCAAGGAGGACGAGGAGGAGCCCGAGGAGUCCGAGCUGGAGGCCAAGGAGGAACAGGAGGGCAGCGCUUGA